GUACAUUGUAGUAUGGAAUAGCACGAUACUUCGAGAUGUCAGGCAUUUAACUUUAUCAAUCAGCAAUUCUUGAUUAUCAGAACACAUAUGCAUGGCGUCGACAUACAUACUACUCCAAAGAUAAAUCCGCAAGUUGGGUGGCAUCAGGAAGCUGAUGCGGUGCCUACCCCUCCCCCUAUCUACGGUAAAACCAACAAUAUUAAAACCGUCUCCAAAAUAUAAAGAAAUUCGCAUUGAAAUUUGACUGUUCUCUAUACCAAGCUCUCAUCGUUUCUAUAUGACUAUAUUCCACCCCGAAUAAACUCAUCCAUAAUGACGGUACUUCCAGCUCGCAGAGCCGCUGCGUUUCCCAUCCAGAAGGGCCAGCAUCUUAAGAUCACCAAUACACAUGGCAAACAAGUAGUUGAUUUCUGGGCCUUCAAUCCCAACAACAGUCAUGAUUACCUCUCAAUGGGGCAUUCGCGCACCAUUCUAGUCUCCAUAUCGCCGCGAGUUGGCAACAGCCUCUACAGCAACCUCCGGAAACCUAUGCUCACGUUGGUUGAGGAUACGACGCCGGGUGUACAUGACAUGGUAUGGACAGCUUGCGACCAGGAACGCUACCGCAUGCUCGGCGCUGUUGAAUAUCACGACAACUGCCAUGACAACAUGCACCAGGCUCUUAAAGAGAACUUCCCGGCAGACCAGUAUCCUAACCUCCAGAUCUCAGAUGAUUGGAUUCCUGACCCCCUGAACCUUUUCAUGAAUGUCGCAAUUGACCACCGCGGAGGGCUGGACAUCCGGCCGCCAGUGAGCGAAAAGGGCCGGUAUGUUGUGCUGAGGGCGGAGACGGAUUUGGUGAUUGUGAUGAGUUCUUGUCCUCAAGAUAUGGCUCCCGUUAAUGACGGAAUGCCAGCGGACUGCGAGUAUGAAAUAUUCGACGAUGCAACUCUCGCGACCGUCAUCCCCCGCACCCUUACUAAGCGCCCAAAGCGUGUCAAGGUUGCGCUCUCCUUUGAUUUCGACGCCGUUUCCCACUGGCUCGGAACGGGAUGCCACCCGGACAACAAUAUGGCCGACUACAGCACCGGUAUUUUCGCUGGUCAGGUUGGUGCGAUUCGUUUACUAAAUAUGCUGAAGAAGAAAAACAUCGCAGACAAAGUCACUUGGUUUAUCCCUGGCCACACUAUUGAAACCUUCCCUAAUUCAGUCAAGAAAGUCGUCGAAUCGGGUGCUGAAAUCGGACUCCAUGGCUAUUCCCAUGAGGGUAUCUAUCAGAUGACUCCUGAGCAAGAACGCGACGUCCUAGUCAAAUGCAUUGAAAUCGCUACGAAGUUGUGCAAUGGCCAAAAACCCCGUGGCUACCGUGCACCUAUGUACACUAUCCGAGAAACCACCGUAGAGCUUCUUCGCGAGUUCGGCUUCCUGUACAACUCAUCUCUCAUGCACCAUGAUUCUCAGCCAUACUGGACUCCAGCCGAUCCGCCUAUACAGAAGAUCGACUUCUCAAAGCCUGCUUCCUCUUGGCUGAAACCAACAUAUAUCACCGAACCCACUAUUGGACCGCUUGAGUCUGGCGAACAUCCAUUGGUCGAAAUUCCCUGCGGCUGGUAUAACGAGGAUAUGAUGCCACUACAAUAUCUCCCACACCUCCCUAACAGCAUGGGAUACGUGUCUACCAGAGUGAUAGAACAGAUGUGGAAGGAUAAAUUUAUGUGGUUAUGGGAGAAUGCCCCCAGUGCGGAGGGCGAGGCCGACAGCGAGAGGGCUAGCAACUCGGCUGAUUUUGUUUUCCCCAUCUUGAUGCAUCCCGAUACCUCUGGAAUGGCACACAUAAUUGGGAUGUCGGAACGUAUCAUCAGUUGGUUACAAGGGUGGGGAGAAUCUGUGCAAUUCCAUACACACGAGGAUAUCGCCAAGGAAUGGCUGAAAGAGCAGAAGUCCCACGAGUAACGCAAUGUAAUUUCUGCGAUGGUAACUAUCCGUUAUUCCUACCAUACCUAUCUACCUGGGGCACCUAUUUUUGAUAUCAAAACAGUGCUAGGUUCGUCAUGACUUAUGAUAAAUAUGAUUCUUG
Molecule: messenger RNA, 2056 nt
Organism: Annulohypoxylon maeteangense
Lineage: Eukaryota; Fungi; Ascomycota; Sordariomycetes; Xylariales; Hypoxylaceae
Product: glycoside hydrolase/deacetylase
Exons: 2
Coding region: 313-1932 (539 amino acids)
Biological process (GO): carbohydrate metabolic process
Molecular function (GO): hydrolase activity, acting on carbon-nitrogen (but not peptide) bonds
Source: RefSeq, a predicted model, not a curated record